Molecule: messenger RNA, 2380 nt
Organism: Dimorphilus gyrociliatus
Lineage: Eukaryota; Metazoa; Annelida; Polychaeta; Dinophilidae
Source: the annotation of a GenBank genome assembly
AAUGCUAAAAAAUUUAAGGAGGAGAGAUGCUCAAAGGAACACUUGGGCUCAAAAUAACUUUUUUCGAAAUUAUCCAUCUUUAUUACUAUUUUUCGUUGGUGUAGGAAAUGUACCAGCACGUCAAAAGGCAAUUGAAGUAGAAUCACGAAAAUAUGGAGAUAUUAUUCAAAUAGGCUUUAUAGACAAUUAUAAGAAUUUAACAUAUAAAGCAACAGGCAUUCAUAAAUGGAUAGCAACUUAUUGCAGUUCAGCCAAAUAUGUUGUUAAAUCGGACGAUGAUAUGUUCAUUAACCCUUUCUAUAUGCUACAGCUAAUGAAAUUGCAUAUGAACAAAAAACGUACAAUCAUAUGUUAUUUGUAUAGUAGAAGUCCAAUUAUUCGAAUGGGAGAUGAAACUUGUAAGGAGAACUUAAGAAAGUGGUGCAUUCCUAAACAUUUUCUACCGGAAAUGAAUAUUUAUCCAACCUAUUGUUCAGGAUCAGCCUUUAUAUACACCGCAGAUCUAUCACUAGAUAUUUACAGUACAACCAAGCAUGUAAACUACUUUUACAUAGAUGAUGUCUACAUGACUGGUUUGAUUUUAAAGUUUAUACGUAAUAUUACAAAAAUUGAUCUUGCCGAAGCCGAUAGAUAUUUAGCCGAUAUUGUUGCCUUUAGUUCUGCUUUGAGGAAAAGAGAAGGCAACCUAUUUGCUACUCAUGCUUUCUAUUUAUUAAAUCAAGAGCUUAAUAUAGCGUGGUACUCCCUUCUGAAAUCAAUGGUUGGACAGGAGUUCGAUGAAGAAAGACAACCUUCGAGCGAUAGCACAGUAGAAAUAAACUCGAAUAAUAAUCAUCAAAAUUACUCAACAAAUCAACAAUCAACUUCCGAUGUAGAAGUAAAAAAUGACGAAAAACCAAGAGCUAUUUGGUCAGGACAUGUUGAAUUUUUACUCUCAUGCAUUUCAUUUGCAGUUGGUUUGGGAAAUAUAUGGAGAUUUCCACAUCAAUGCUACCAAAAUGGAGGAGGUGCAUUUCUCAUAAUAUAUAUUUUAAUGUUGAUUUUCCUUGGUCUUCCAUUGUUCUUCCUUGAAAUGGCAUUUGGACAGUACGCUUCACUAGGACCAAUUACAAUAUGGAGAAUAUGUCCAUUAUUUAAAGAAAUAAAAGAUCACGUUACAGGACUUGGUUAUAUGAUGGUUUUCAUCUCUUCAAUAGUAUCAAUAUACUAUAAUGUAGUAAUUGGAUAUACACUCAUCUUUUUAUUUUAUUCUUUCACUUCUAAAUUACCUUGGUCCUACUGCCAUCCUGGCUGGAUUAAUUGCAAAGCUCACUUCUCAGAUUGUCCCACUAAUACAACUUUAAUUAACUCAACACAAAUAUUAGAAUAUACAACACAAGCAGUAACUGCUACAGCAAAUUUAACAAAAAAUUCUUCAACGGUCAUAAACUGUACGAGUCCGAAUGAUAGGACUCCAUCUGAAAUUUUCUGGUAUGAAAAUGUUUUGGAUCUUUCCGAUGGUAUACACGAAAUGGGUGGGCUCAAAUGGAAAUUAGUCCUAUUUUUACUUUUAGCCUGGGUUAUAGUGUUUCUUUGUAUUAUGAAAGGGAUAAAAAGUUCUGGAAAAGUUGCCUAUUUUACAGGGACUUUUCCCUAUGUUAUCUUAUUAAUACUGUUUUUUAGAGGUGUGACAUUAAAAGGAGCGGGUAAAGGAAUUGAAUUUUAUUUAAAACCUGAUUUUGAGAUGAUGAAACAUUCAAAAGUUUGGAGAGCUGCUGCCGUCCAAAUUCUCUAUUCAUUAGGUCCGGGAUUUGGAGGUCUACUUACAAUGUCCAGUUAUAAUAAAUUUAAUAAUAACUGUCACAGGGAUGCCUUAAUUGUUGCUCUUGUAAAUUCUGGAACGAGCAUAUUUGCCGGAUUCGUCAUAUUUUCCGUUUUGGGUUUUAUGGCUCACGAAACUCAGCAAGAAGUAAAGGAUGUCGUCAAAAAUUCUGGUCCCGGUCUAGCGUUUAUAGCUUAUCCGGAAGCUCUAGCUCAAAUGAAAGGAGGUCCUUUCUGGUCCAUAUGCUUUUUCUUUAUGCUGUUUGUCCUAGGUUUGGGGAGUCAGUUUAUAAUCAUUGCUUCGUUUAUUGAAUAUGAUGGAAUGAAAUACGAAAAUUAUACUUAUCCACAAUGGGCAGAAGCACUUGGUUGGUUAAUUGUUAGUGCAAUUUUACUGUGUUUACCAGUCUAUAUGAUUAUUAAAGUUGCUAAUUGUGUAGGAUCAUUAAAGAAUUUAUGGUGGGUUAUAAGAGGCCCUUAUGCUAUUAAAGUAUUGAAUUUACGAACAUUGAUAGAACCAAGCUCAAAAUGGGGACCUGCUUUAGAGAAAAUUGAAAAAAAUAUUCAUAUUUUAGGUUAG